Messenger RNA from Melanotaenia boesemani (Boeseman's rainbowfish), 941 nucleotides. RefSeq names its product dicarbonyl/L-xylulose reductase (gene dcxr). Gene Ontology annotation, biological process: xylulose metabolic process; glucose metabolic process. Lineage: Eukaryota; Metazoa; Chordata; Actinopteri; Atheriniformes; Melanotaeniidae. Gene Ontology annotation, molecular function: L-xylulose reductase (NADPH) activity; carbonyl reductase (NADPH) activity. The transcript is spliced from 6 exons. Bases 232 to 801 code for a protein of 189 amino acids. The record is from RefSeq and is a predicted model, not a curated record.
GUCUUUGGGCGCGAGGAAAACCGAGAAGGGGAUUGAGUGUGUACAGAUUGGGACAUGUGGGGUCAGAGUCCUGCGCAGACAUUCAGCUUCCUCCACCUCUGCUCCAGCCUCCACCUGUCAGAAUUCCAUCCCGUCCCUUCAAGGUGUUGAGUUUCGCUCCAAGCAGUCACGUGACUCCGGUGUGACCCUCUACCUGUUUCCGCCUCCUCUUCGAAGCUGAAGCAGACCGACAUGGAGAUCUCAUUUGCAGGCAAACGGGCCCUGGUCACCGGUGCAGGAAAAGGAAUCGGCCGUGCGACAGCGUUGGCUCUGGCUCGCUGCGGGGCGAAGGUCACUGCUGUCACACGGACUCAGGCGGACCUGAACAGUCUGGUGCAGGAGUGUGACUCCAUCACUCCGGUGUGUGUGGACCUGGCGGACUGGGCUGCCACAGAGGCCGCCCUGCAGAACGUCGGCCCCAUCGACCUGCUGGUGAAUAACGCUGCUUGUGCCAAACUGCAGCCAUUUUUGGAGGUCACCCCUGACCAGUUUGACCAAUUGUUCAGUGUCAACGUGAAAGCUGUGCUGCACGUCUCCCAGAUCCGUGUGAACAGCGUGAACCCCACUGUGGUGAUGACUGAGAUGGGCCGACUGGGUUGGAGUGACCCGGAAAAAGCCAAGACCAUGACAGCCCGCAUCCCCCUGGGACGCUUCGCAGAGGUGGAAGACGUGGUCAACACGAUUUUAUUCCUGCUGAGUGAUAAGAGUAAAAUGACCAAUGGAGUCAUGCUGCCGGUGGACGGAGGCUUCCUGGCCUGCUGACCUUCAUGAACCUGGUCUCAGCAUCUCUUCCUGCUUAGAGGGAAAAGAAGAGCUUCCCAUCUCAUCAUCUGACUACUUCUUAAACACAGAGGUCAAUCUGAUUCACUGAAUAAACUCAAUCACUGCCCAGAUCACCUGAA